Molecule: messenger RNA, 1914 nt
Organism: Colossoma macropomum (tambaqui)
Lineage: Eukaryota; Metazoa; Chordata; Actinopteri; Characiformes; Serrasalmidae
Product: tetraspanin-1-like
Exons: 7
Coding region: 294-1007 (237 amino acids)
Cellular component (GO): membrane
Source: RefSeq, a predicted model, not a curated record
GGGUGCAUGUUUUCAUAUAUAUGCAUGCAUACAUAAAUACAUACAUACAUACAUACAAACAAACAUACACAAGUGUACGUGCGUUUAUGUGCAUCUUUGUGUCAUGGUUUGUAUUAUUCAUUUCAUUACAUUGCAUGACAGCAUAAAAAAGUCUAUGAGGAAGUGGCUGGAUCUUCGUGUGUAUCUGCACUGCACGAGGGGGACUUGACAUAGUUCAGUUUCUUUCAGUGUGUUUUGAAUACCAGCUGUAGGUCUCUUUCAGGAAUAACUGGGGAAAACAAAACACCAUCAAGAUGUGGAUCCUGAAAGUAAUUAUGUGUGUCUUCAAUGGUGUGAUAUUUCUGGCUGGUGGAGUGGCUGUGUCUGUCGGGAUUUUGGUUGAAAUGAACAGCAAGUAUCUGCGAACUGUCUUAGAUCACAUUAAAGACUCUCCCCCUGCGUUGGCACAGGUGGGCAACGUGGGCUACCUGCUGAUCGCAGUAGGGGCUGUCCUGGCCAUUAUGGGCUUUCUGGGCUGCUGUGGAGCCUUAUGCGAAAGCAAGUGUAUGCUGCUGACAUUCUUCAUCAUUAUCCUCAUUGUCUUCCUCGCUGAGGUGGCCGGAGCAGUAAUCAUUUUGCUUUUCCAGCCUACGGCACAAAAGCUGUUGGAAGAAAUUCGUCAAAAAGCUGCUCAGAGUAUCAAGUCAUCCUAUGGUGAAAAUAAAGUCCUCACAACUGCAUGGAACGAGACAAUGAAUCUGAUGAAAUGCUGUGGAUACAACAACUACAAUGACUUCACUGACUCCCCAUUCGUAAAACACAACUCACAGUACCCUAACGACUGUUGCCAUGGAAAACCUGCAAAGUGUACCUACAAUGAAGCAAGAAUAGAGAAUGUGACAGGCUGUUUUGAUGCGCUGGCUAAACUAGUGAAGGAUAACUCAAAUUGGCUGGCUGGAGUGGCCAUUUGCAUCGCUGCCAUAGAGGUUUGUGCAAUGAUCGUCGCCAUCUUACUGUACAAGAAUUAGGGCAGUAAACCUGCAGGUCUGAUAAGCAGUGCGAUAUAUUAACGAUCUCUCUGAUUUAAAAGUGUGCUGUAUGAUCCAGUGUAUUUCUGCAGUUUGUAUUAAAAAUAUUGUCUUGACUAAGUAUAAACUGUAUAUUUAAAUUGUAUCAACAUAAAAUACCCUGAGAGUGUGAUGUAAUUUCAUGUUUGUUCAUUGCCAUUAUCCAUCAUUAUUAGAUAUCAGGUUAGGGGAUGUUCCGAUAGACAGACAUACUUCUGUUGUGGUAACUGUUCCGUUGUGGUAACGUUUUCUUUUCGUCCAUAGCUCAUUGUCAAGAUCAGGAGGGGAUGAAAGACAGUAUAGUGGUCCAAGCGUGAGGUUUAAAUAAAAUAAUUCACUUAUGGUCACAGGUAAAUGAACAAAACACACAUAACAUAUAGAAAAUGGAGUUUACAGUUGCAGUUAAGGAAUAAUCUAAGCGCUCACUCUGGUAGCUUUUUUCAGAAUGACAGUAGGUCAACAGGUAUACAUUGUCUAUGCAAGUACUACAGUAAUCACAGGUGUAUACUUGUAGCAAUCUGCUCAAAUAAAGAACUCUGGCUCCAAGCCAGGCUUCUGUAUGUAAAAAAAAAUAAAUCUGCUGAAGCUGAAGACUUUAAUUAUAAAAAAAGGAAAAAAUUCUGCAUUAAACACUGGAUGACUUGGUGUCUUCAGUCUCCGAAAGAAAGUUGAUGUACCUAAUAUUCUCCUGUCCCAAAUUUAUUGUGAAAUACUGCAGUAUAUAUUUCCAAGAUAGGUAGAUAGAUAGUAGACAGAUAGAUAGAUAGAUAGAUAGAUAGAUAGACAGAUAAAGUUGAUGAGGUAAAUAAUCAGAUAUCAUGUUUUUGUACUGCUUUCUGUUUAAUAAAAAUCAAACAGCAUACACUAA